CAUAAAGUUUGCAUAUCUGUGGUCGACAGCGGGUGUAGUAGUGUCGUGACUUUCAAUUCCUAUUUAUUGUAAAAGUUUUGUGUAUUAUUAACACUUAUAAACGCUUUUAUUAUAAAGUAACUGAUAAAACACACAUUAAAAUGCCUAAAUACUCAGUAAAAGUCAAAUGGGGCAAGGAGAUGUUUCCGGGCGUGGAGGUGAACACAGAUGACGACCCUGUCCUGUUUAAGGCCCAAAUAUUUGCCUUGACGGGGGUGCAGCCAGAGAGGCAGAAGGUUGUGUGCAAGGGGGUCACACUGCGGGAUGAGGAGUGGGGGAACUUUAAGUUAGUUAAUAAUGCCAUAGUUCUAGUGAUGGGCAGCAAGGAGGAGGAUGUGCCUGCAGCUCCGGUGGAACAGACCAAGUUUGUGGAGGACAUGAAUGAGUCGGAGCUGGCUACCGCUCUGGACCUCCCCGAGGGACUGAUAAACUUGGGCAACACUUGCUACAUGAAUGCCACCGUGCAGUGCCUCAAGACUGUUCCAGAACUGAGGAACGCACUGCUCAAUUAUAACAAAAACAGCGGCGGCGGCACGGCGGGCGAGCUGACGGCGGCGCUGUCCGACACCGUGGCGGCGCUGGAGGGCGGCGGCGCGGGCGCCUGCGCGAGCGCGGCGGCGCGCAUGCUGCGCGCGCUGCACAACACCGCGCCGCGCUUCGCCGAGCGGGCUCCCGGCGGACACCUGGCGCAGCAGGAUGCCUCCGAGUGCUGGACGGAGAUAGUGCGCGCGCUGCAGCAGCGCCUGCCGGUGUCUGCGCCGCCGCCGGUUAACGCCGACAGGGCAUCAGUCGUAGAGCAGUACUUCGGCGGCACUCUGGACGUGGAGCUAGUGUGCUCGGAGGCCGAGGAGACUCCCACCAAGGCGCGCGAGACGUUCCUGCAGCUGUCCUGCUUCAUCUCACAGGACGUCAAGUACCUGCAGUCAGGGCUGCGCUCUAAAAUGUCAGAGCAAAUCACAAAACUAUCAGAAACGCUGGGGAGAGAUGCGAUCUACACAAAAACGUCAAAAAUCAGCCGUCUCCCAGCAUACCUGACAGUGCAGUUCAUCCGCUUCUACUUCAAAGAGAAGGAGUCCAUCUACGCCAAGAUUCUCAAGGACGUCAAGUUUCCCGUCGAGCUGGAUGUGUACGAGCUGUGCACGCCGGAGCUGCAGGAGAGGCUCAUGCCGAUGAGGAAUAAGUUCAAGGAAUUAGAAGACGCGUCAGUGGAGUCAUCGUUACACGCGAAGAAUAAGAACCACGGCGACAGCAAAAAGGACUCCAAACCUAAAAAAGCAUUGCCAUAUUGGUUUGAAGAUGACGUAGGCAGCAACAACAGCGGGUACUACCGUCUCCAAGCCGUGUUGACGCACAAGGGCCGCUCGGCGACCAGCGGUCACUACGUGGCCUGGGUGCUACGCGGUAACACGUGGCUUCGCUGUGACGACGACGCGGUCACGCCCGUGUCCGAGGAGGAGGUGCUCAAGCUCAGCGGAGGAGGUGACUGGCACUGCGCCUACCUGCUCCUGUACGGGCCCAAGAUCUGCGAGAUCCCCGAGCCGCAGGACGAACCUAUGGUCACCGAGGUCACCGAGGACCCCCUGCCGCCCGGACCCACUGCGCAAGCGUAGACAGGACUGAAGGAGCGUGAAGGACACAUUGCUCCUUUCUGCUCUGGAUAGCUUAGGACAUGGGAGCUUUGAAUAUUCAUAAUCAGCCUAAAGCAGUUUACUGCUGUAUAGUCUUUCGAUUGGUAACUGGCCCCGAGCCGCUAAUCCUUUCCUUUGUCUAUUGUUAGGUAAAACGUGCCUCUACCUGUAAAAAAAGGGUCGUGUACUUAGUUCUCUACGGUUACUGAGUGCUGGCGAGUCGAACCAGUCAAAAAUGUGUCAUCCAGAUGCGUAACAAAGGUGCGCUAUCGGAGAGCGCACCUACACUGGUUUGUUGAGCGUUGGACUAGCCCGCGUUCAGGUGCCAAUUAGAAUAAUUAAGCUUUUUUGCAGGUAAGUAGCACGUGCGGUUUUACUUAACAAUAUACAGAGGAUUAGCAGUUCGGGGCCAGUUAUAAAUCUACAGACUAUACACAGACUUCUAAUGGUGCGUCGCAAUGCCUGUUCAGGAUUUGCUAACUGCUCACAAGAACUAGUGUUGGUUAAGACUCGAGUCCUUUUAGUUCUCUGCUUUAAGCCUUUUUAAGGAAAAGUGUCAUUCUAUAGAACUUGCUAACUAUGUAAACAAACCGCCAUAUUGAAACUGUCACUGAAUGAUGAUUUCAGUAUGGCGGUUUAUUUACAUAGUUAGAAAGUUCCAUAGAAUGACACUUUAGAGCGGCGGUCGGCAACCUGCGGCCCGCGGGUCGCAUGCGGCUCAUGAAACUGUCACUUGCGGCCUGCGAGCCUCUCUGGCUAUGUAAUAUUGAGAAACUACAAUGUCUGAUAAAGUCAUAAAUAUUAACAAAGUGCGGCCCGCGUCAACUUACUCAUCGUUAACUACGCUACUAAAACUACGCAAAAAAAGGUUGCCGACCGCUGCUUUAGAGGGAAUAUAUUUCCCACAUGAUUUUGAACUUUGUUUCAAAGUAACACUUUAAACUCGCGUUUUGUACACAUAACUAAUAAAUGAGCUAGUGCAACCUGGCUGAAACGUCGGAAAAAAGGUAAAAUAAUGAAAUUUAAUCGCGUUAGACCCGUUAAUGACAUUAAUUAUUUGUUUCAAACUGAUAGGGUUCAAUUUUGUAUAAAUUCUGACACCCUGAUACACACUGAUAUUUUUCAGUGACCUCUAUUAUUAUGAUAAAAUAAGGGUGACAGCUGGCAACUACAGAAGCCAAAUGCAUGUGAGUGGUUAUAGGGUUAAGAAUUGACUCAGUUUUUCAGACUCUUAUAAUUAAAUCGAAACUCGAAUUCCUUUUUAACUGUUACAGACCCGAGUCUUUUAUAGACUUGUGUCCUUUUCAGAUAACUUCAAUUUAUUUAUAAAAAAAUUAAAAUGCAGUUUCCUUCGUGUCUUUUCUUUACUGUUAUUUAGAUAAAAUGUAUAAAAUUGUUGACGGAGGCUGAACUGUUUUUGAGUUGCGCUUAAAAAAGAUUCAAGAAAGGACUCGACUCUGGACUUAAAAGACUGAGAAGUUUUUUAAACGUUAAGACUCGUGAAUAAGAGUUUAGUUUUUCAAAUUUAGACUGAAAAGACUCUGGUUCCUACCAACACUAACAUGAACUACGUAGUAAUAUGUGCAGUGCGCCAGUACCCUAUUUGCGGCGUGUUCGCUAGAAAAACUAGCGCAUACUCUCAACGCUCACAACCUAAAUCCUAUCUAGCGUAUGACCUGCCCAGUGUCCAAAACUUUGCCUGAGCUUACUCGUCAUUUCAAUGCUGUGAAGUGCGGGAAUGAAUUUGAAGCUCUUCAAAGAAGAAGGUACUUCUGACAUUAUCUGUAUUUUGUUGUAAGACUUGUAAGUAUACAACUUAAAAUUGGCUUCAGAAUUCUUAACUUUCGGAAAGAUACUUGACAUUUUUUUUUUCUAUUUUCUUUAAUCGAGUAUGACCCAUCUUCUGAUACUAUUUGGGACAACUUUGCUUUUCCCAAGUGACUGGUUUUGCGUGUAAAUUAUAUUCUCAAAAUCUGUUUAAAUUAUUGUCCGAAUUGGUUGACGUAUGAUAAAGAAUAUGCUUUCGUGUCCAAGUAAGAAAAUAAUACGUCAAGCAAUAACUCUUCAUCAUCGAAAAUUCUCUUCGCUCUCAUAUGUUAUACUAUGUAGGUAUUUAUUUGGCAUUUCUACCAUAAAAGAGUAAUAUCUGCUCUUUAUGUUGAUGUAUCCAUAAAAAGUCUGAUUUUGAAAAUGGAUUUUACCCGUAAUAUUAAUAUACAAACACUGAUAGUAACUAUACCAUUAUACUGAUGUAGCACAAAUUUGUAAUAACAUUUACUCUUCAUUAUGAAGUACUAAUGAAUUUACGUACCCAUACCUGCUAGGUGUCAAACUAUAGUAUAAGCUAGAAACUGACUGCCCACACAAAAUUAUACCUUAUUUUCAGAUAAUACGGUGUAAUAUUGUAGCUAAAACUGUAUGUUCAUCCAAAUGUUUAUCAUUGGACUUCAAAUAUAGUCGGGCCAACCAGCGGUGACAUAACUUAUGGUGCCGAACGCCCUGAAAAAGUGAUGCAAAUAUGUUUUCUAAUAUUAUCUCUGCUAUAUACAUAUAUCAAGUUACGGAUGUAGUGAACAAUCCUUUGCCACCGUAUUUUCUCGGAAACGUUCGUAUUUGUCAUGCUACUUCAGUCAACCUCAGUACUUUUUGUAGUGAAAGUGACUGAAAUAGCAUAACACGUUCGUGCGUUUCCGUGAAAAUACCAUGGUAUAGCAUUAUUCACUACAUCUAGUACUAUUAGCUAUACUACCGCGGUUGGUUGGUCGGAUUAUAUUUUAUAUAUAAAAAAAUUGAGUAAAUUACGUGGUACCAUGGGCCAACGGCACUAGUGAUCGUUAAUUUAUUGUAAAUGGCAUUUUGAAUGCGCUGUUAACUGCUUAAGGCAUUUUGUUUUUAUAGUUUCUCAAUAAAAUGUCGUCUGAUUUCUCUUUAUACAAUGUAGUUAACUAUUGAAUUUUAUAAGACUUAUAAAAUAAAUAUUGAUCGAGAAAUAUUUU
Cydia splendana is the source of this 4663-nucleotide messenger RNA. It is a transcript of the gene Usp14, whose product is annotated as ubiquitin carboxyl-terminal hydrolase 14. Lineage: Eukaryota; Metazoa; Arthropoda; Insecta; Lepidoptera; Tortricidae. The coding region runs from base 141 to 1649 and encodes 502 amino acids. Gene Ontology annotation, biological process: proteasome-mediated ubiquitin-dependent protein catabolic process; protein deubiquitination; regulation of proteasomal protein catabolic process. Gene Ontology annotation, molecular function: cysteine-type deubiquitinase activity; proteasome binding. The transcript is spliced from 12 exons. The record is from RefSeq and is a predicted model, not a curated record.